This is a messenger RNA of Elaeis guineensis (African oil palm), 1295 nucleotides long. RefSeq names its product benzyl alcohol O-benzoyltransferase. Lineage: Eukaryota; Viridiplantae; Streptophyta; Magnoliopsida; Arecales; Arecaceae. The record is from RefSeq and is a predicted model, not a curated record.
ACCUCCAAGAUAUCAGACUUCUCGGCAUCAGUUAAGCCCAAAACCCUCCUCCUAGUUAAGGUAGCAACCCCAUACAUGGCAUCUUCUCUGACCUUUACGGUGAGCCGAAGGGAGCCAGUGCUCGUUGCACCAGCGAAGCCCACACCGCGCGAGUUCAAACCCCUCUCAGACAUCGAUGACCAGGAGGGCCUGAGGUUUUACAGCUCCGGUUUCCAUUUCUACUGCAACGAUCCCUCCAAGGAGGGACGGGACCCGGCAAGAGUCAUAAAGGAGGCCCUUGGGAAGGUCCUCGUGCACUACUAUCCCAUCGCUGGCCGGCUCCGGGAAUGGCCAGGGAGGAAGCUGGUGGUGGAGUGCACCGGCGAAGGGGUGGUGUUCGUGGAGGCCGACGCCGAUGUCCGGCUCGAGGAGUUCGGCGAUGCACCCAGUCCACCCUUUCCUUGCGUGGAGAAGCUGCUCUACGAUGCGGAUAGCUUGGGAAGCGUCCUCGACUGCCCCUUGCUCUUUGUUCAGGUGACGCGACUCAAGUGCGGAGGCUUCAUCUUUGGUCUGCGGAUCAACCACACGAUCAUGGACGCACCGGGGGUGGUGCAGUUCCUCACUGCCCUGGGCGAGAUGGCGCGCGGGGCAGCUGCCCCUACCGUGCCGCCCGUGUGGGAGAGAGAGCUGCUCACCGCCCGCUUCCCCCCUCGCAUCACCCACGUCCACCCGGAGUACGAGUUCUCGGCUGCCACCGACGUGAUGACUACCGUCCCCCGGUCAGACAUGGUGAACCGCUCCUUCUUCUUCGGCCCCAAGGAGAUAUCCGCUCUAAGGAAGUACGCGCCCCCGCACCUGCGCCCCACCAGCUCCAGGUUUGAGCUGAUCACCGCAUCCGUCUGGCGGAGCCGCACCGCCGCCCUCGGCUACGACCCCGACGACGAGGUCCGCGUCCUCUUCGUCGUGAACGCCCGCGGGCGGCGCAGCCCACCCCUGCCGUCGGGGUACUACGGGAACGCGCUGGCAUUUCCGGUGGCCUCGUCGGCGGCGGGCAGGCUGAUGCGGAGCCCGCUGGGGUACGCACUGGAGGUGGUGAAGAAGGCCAAGGCGAGCGUGACGGACGAGUACAUGCAGUCGGUGGCGGACCUGAUGGUUGUGCGGGGGAGGCCGCACUUCGCCAUGGCUCGGACCUACCUCGUGUCGGACGUGACCCGGGCGGGCUUCGAGGCGGUGGAUUUCGGGUGGGGGGAGGGGGUCUACGGCGGCCCCGCCAGUGCUGGGGUCGGGGCGGUGCCCGGGGUGGCCAGCUUCUACAC